This is a messenger RNA of Labeo rohita (rohu), 10493 nucleotides long. RefSeq names its product zinc finger protein 512B (gene znf512b). The record is from RefSeq and is a predicted model, not a curated record. The coding region runs from base 804 to 3314 and encodes 836 amino acids. The transcript has 18 exons. Lineage: Eukaryota; Metazoa; Chordata; Actinopteri; Cypriniformes; Cyprinidae. Gene Ontology annotation, molecular function: zinc ion binding.
AAUAGCUAAAUGAUUGGCCUGAUAUCAAAAUGAGUGAUCAUAAAUAAUAACGCGAGAGUUUGCAAGUUGCCUGCCGACUGUAGUCACAACUGUCAAAGGCAGCAGCGGAUACGCGCGUGACCCAGCACCCAUACUGUUACUGUACACGGUCGCGGAGAUAAUAUCCCUAUCAAACAAAUACACGGCAUAAUCCCGAGGUAAGGACAGGAAUCGAGGGGCUGCGGCGAAACCGCGCGACGCUGUGCCUUCCCCUCCGCUUUCCGUCGCGUUCACUUCUUCCACCCUCGAUUACUGCACUAAACAUAUCCCCGUGCCUCCUUUAGCAACAGCGCGACGGGUUUUUUUUUUUUACUCCUCCUUCGUAUUAAAGUCGCCAUUUUGCUUCACUGCCUAUGAAAGCUUCUUGUAUUUUCAUAUUUUUGGUGGCGUUUCUGCGUUUUUGUGCGCUUGCUUUCGAGUUGGAUUUUAAUGAGAGAGCUCGUGGAUUACAUAUUAAUGAAGAGGGGCGCCGAGUGCAGUCUGGAAACACGGUGAAAGUGUUCGGGCUUGUGGGCAUUUGCAUCAGCUUGCUCUUUUUUCUUCCUCCUCCUUCUUCUUCAUCAUCUUCCUCCGCGGAUACGCACAGCGGGGGCCGUGAGUGUGGCUACCGACCGUGACGCCCGUCUGUCCGCGACCCCCCGCGCGUCAGGUGUGUUUGCCAUGUAAAGUCAAGCGGCGCGACGCGAGAGUAAAGGCUACAGCCUGACCCCACGUGGGUGACCCGCUCACCCGCUCACCCGCCAGUGUUGGGUGGCUUUCCAGGCAUGGACACCUCCAGCGGUGCCCGGGUGGUGAAGCCUUCCUCGGGCUUGUCAAAGGGGCGCACUGCCAAACAGGCCCACCCUGCCGAGAUGGCCCGGAUGGGCAGCACUGAAAACGACAAUCACGGUUCCUCCUAUAAUGAGAAAUCAGAGGGCAAGAAGAAAGGACGCCCUCGCGUGGAGGUCCAGGAGCUGCGCAUUAUUCCCGCCCAUAUGAUGGUGCAGUGGAAAGAGGAGUUUAAGAGUCGUUCCAGGGUGAAAUGUCCAUGCUCAGGCUGCUGGCUGGAAUUCCCCAGUAUUUACGGACUUAAAUAUCACUAUCAGCGAUGCCAAGGGAGACAUCAGAGCCAGCGGCAAAUUCCAGAAGAUCUGACCGAGGCGACCAUAUCAGAGAAGCUGAGUCACAGAUGCCCAUACUGUGAGGCUGUGUUUGCCACCAAGGUGCGUCUUCAGAAGCACAAGCUGUGGAACCAUCCAGAAAGGGUCACAACGGAGACCAAGCCCGGGGUCACCUUGGACACCAAAUCCGAUCCCAAGUCCGAACCCAAACAGCAGAAAAGCCCUGUGAAGGGAAAUGCCAAAAAAAGGCCCAUGGAGAACAGCCCUCCAUCACCCGUAUUUUUCAAGGUGAAGAAGACCCAGGAGGUGUCUCAGCCCUCACAGAAUGGGGAGUGCGCCCCCCAAAGGCCGGACAGGAAACAGCAGCAGGGCACGUCUGUAGACACUGGGGGCAGUGAGAGCGAGGGGGGCAGUUUACCCCCACCCUUUCCCGAGGAGGACCCUGAGAGAAUGAAGCACAGGAGGAAGCAGAAAACUCCAAAGAAGUUCACCGGGGAGCAGCCGUCUAUUUCAGGAACAUUCGGUUUGAAAGGAAUGAAUAAGGUGGAGGAGAAGUUGAAAGCAGGUCGGAUGAAGAGGGCGGAAGGGGCUCUGUUCACUGAGGAGUCCCAGAGGAAGCAGUCGGUUCAAGCUCCCACCAGAAAAGAAACUGCUGUUAUUAGUUCAGUUCCACCUGCUGAAGCCCAGUGGCAGAACACCAUCUCUGAGAGAGGAGAAGUGGUCUGUCCCACCUGCUCUGUCGUCACACGCAAGACCGUCCACGGACUUAAGAAGCACAUGGAGAUCUGUCAGAAGCUGCGGGACGCUCUCAAAUGUCAGCAGUGUCAGAAACAGUUCCGAUCAAAAGCUGGACUCAAUUACCACAGCAUGGCUGACCACAUUAAGCCCUCGGCAAGUGAAAAUGUGUCUGAGGAGGAGCAGGAGGUGAGAGAGAGGCUACGCUGCGUCCUCAAACAGAUGGGCCGAAUCAAAUGUCCCAGUGAGGGCUGUUCAGCUCAUUUCUCCAGUCUGAUGGGUUAUCAGUAUCAUCAGAAGCGCUGUGGCAGAGAGCUGCCAGACGGACAGAAGCCUGUCUUCCUGUGCCAGCAAUGUGGUAAAACUUAUCGCUCAAAAGCUGGCCGUGACUAUCACCUGCGUACCGAGCACCCAGUCACUGCCCAGUCCGCACACUCGCUCACAUCUGAGGACUGGAAACAGGAAGACAGUAAAGACGAGGAGGAUGUGCUGGAGGAGGAAGAAGAAGAGGAGGAGGAGGAGGAGGAGGAUGAAGAAGAGGAAGAGGAAGAACCUGUACAGAAAAAGGGCAGAGAGAAGGCAAAGGAGAGAGUAGACGAGCCAGUGGAGAAGAUCGAGGAAAGGAAGGAGGAAAAAACAGAGGCGGAGGAGCUGCUGGAUUUAGAGAGGACACCCAGCGGCAGGGUGCGCAGACGCUCGGCUCAGGUGGCAGUGUUUCACCUGCAGGAGAUCGCAGAGGACGAGUUGGCCAAAGACUGGGGAACCAAACGACGCAUCAAAGACGACCUCGUACCAGACAUUAAAAGGCUCAACUAUACACGGCCAGGCCUCCCCAACUUUAGCCCUGAAACUGUGAAUGGCUGGAAGAAUGAGGUGAAGGAAAAAGGAUUUAUCUGCUGCCCCAAUUGUAACUGCGAGGCUAUUUACUCAAGUGUAUCUGGACUUAAAGCGCACUUGGCAAGCUGUAACAAGGGAGGGGGCGACGUAGGGAAGUACACUUGUUUGCUCUGUCAGAAGGAGUUUAACUCUGAGAGCGGCGUGAAAUACCAUAUCAGCAAGACACACUCUCAGAACUGGUUUCGGGCGUCUACCAACGAGGUAAUCAACAACAAGAAAAAAGAGCCAGAGAGCAAUGGCUUACAGAAGGACAUGAAAGAUGUAGUGCCUGGGAAGAGGAGGGGACGAAAGCCCAAAGAGCACCACCUCGUGUCAGCACCCUUUCCAGCAGAGACUCAGAGCUUCAGCCCUGCUCCAGCUCCGCUUCCACCCCAGUCCGUAAGCCCAGCCCCAGAAACCCAAACCCCCACGCCCACCCCCGUCACCGACUCCCCACCCACACCCCCUGCCCCAGUGGACAGUGGGAAUCCAACCCAAGCCAGAGACACACAGCCCCCUAUAAAGAAACGAAGCAAAACUAAGAAAGCGCCGACCGUCGAGUAACACGGCUUUCACUCCGUCAACACCAGAAGGGAUGAUUUCCGAACUACUCCGGAUUAAACUUUAGCCGAUUCGGGCACGGAAAUGAAGGAUGGCACGGAACGAGCACAGAAAAAGACGGCAGAACGAGGGGAUGAAAAACAGCAGAAAACAACGACUUGCGCUUGUAUUGAUUUCACACUGAUCUUUGUGUUUUUUAAGCUGAGUAUAUACAUUAUGUGUGUGCCUGUGUACUGAUAUAUAUUACUCCUGUUGGUUUUUCAUUCCAUUUUUAUAGUUCAUUUUAAUAAGUUGUUCACUCUAAAGGGGUCAAUAACAUUUAAGCUCCCAGUUGAUAUGGUAUAUAUAUAAAUAUAUAUAUAUACAUAGGCCUUUAUCAAAGCUUUUUUAGAGCAGAAGUUACAUUUCUACGUACAUUUUGGGUAGUUACGUCAACAUGUCCGGUGGUUUCAUGAUGUGUUUGAAAGAUUUUUUUUUUUCAGAGAAUAUCGAACUCAUUCAAUUAGCAUGGUGAGCUAAUUUACUGCUAACGUUUUAUCACGGUUAUACUCUGCUGUGUAUAUAUAAUAUCUAUAUCUAUAUAUGAAUAUAUUCAAAGCAAUUCAUUUUCGUCCAUCGGUUUCAAACAAGGUGCGUCAAAACAAGUUUAGUUUGCUUAUCCUCGGGUGUGUUUGGGUUUGUUUUGUCAGUGGCAGCUGAAUGGAGGGUUGGAUUUAGAUCGACGGCUGUUGUAACAGUGUGCUACUGUGCAAUAGUGUUGCUUUCGUGGUUCCUUGUCCUGUCUCUUGAGAGGUCUCAGCCCGUAGCCUUGCGUAACUCCCUGUCCCGCGUCCCUUUGGGCUGUUUGCGGUAGUUUGUAGUUUGCUGCAGUUGACCUGGAGGUCUUUGUUAAAAACCUUUAACUGCUUUGAAAUUUGGUAGUGCUGUGUGCUUUCAUUUUGUCGGAUUGUUUUUUAUCGGAAUAAGAGCUUGUGGUGCUCAACGCAGGAGUAUACUGUGCAGACGAUUAGAGAACUUCAAAUCAAUGAUAAAAAGCAUAGGAAUUCCCUUUGACGUCUGUGAUGUCAUCAGUCCUUGCUUAAACUCAAGAGGUCUAUAAAUUUAUAAAGGUAAUGGAAUGAAAAACACAGGUUGAACAGUUGAACUUUUAACUUGCCGUGAUAUAAAUGUCCAUCUAGCGCAUGUUUACACAGAAAACCAAUGGAAAAGUUGCGCAGUGUGACGCAAAAAUGCGUCCUGUGUGAACGGCCCCGAGACUCAAACUGAAAAAAAAAAAUAAAAAUAAAAAUAAAAAUAAAAUAAUAAUAGGACAUUUGGGUGAAUCUCAUAAAAGCUGUCAAGAACUGUUUCACCUUAAAAAUUAAAGCAAAGAAAACUACAAUUCUAUUUUACUAAAAGAAAAUGAAGCAUUUUUAGGAUUUUUAAUUUUGGAAUAAUAAUUUAAGCACUUUUAAUUUUAGCACAUUUUACCUCCCAUUCUAUGGAGCCCUGUUUCUGCAAUAAAAAAUAUAAUUCAAUUAACUUAAUUUUUAUUAAAUUCAAUUAAAUACAACUUUUUAUGUCACAAUUCUGACCUUUUUUCACAGGCAUGAGAAAAAAGUCAGAAUUAUGAGAUAUAACCUUGCUAGAAAAAAGUCCGAAUUGUAAAAAUAAAAAUGUGCAGUUACCUUUUAUGAUUACAAAAAUCAUUGCAGUUUUGAGAAAAAAGGUCAGAAUUCAUGGAGUUUAUAUCUUACAGAGUUUAUAUCUUACAAUUCUGACGUUUUUCCCAGAGUUACGUCUAUUUUUAUUUUAUUUUAUUUUAUUUUAUUAUUUCCAUAUUUAUUUAUUUUUUUUUUUAAGAAUUAAAAACAAAAACAAAUCUGAAUUUUGAGUUUAUAUCUUACAAUUCUUACUUUUUUCCUAAAAUUGCAGGUCUAUUUUUAUUUUAUUGUUUUAUUUUAUUUCAUUUCAUUUCAUUUCAUUAUUUUUUAAUUAAGCUUCCAUACAAAUGUCAUUACCAAUGUGGGGGGAAAAAAAGUUACAUUUCAAAACUGCAUUUUUUAAAUUAAAAAAUAACCAUGCAAUUAAUAAAAUAAAAUGAAAUAAACAGACCUGAAAUCCUGGGAAAAAGUCAGAUUUGUAAGAUAUAAACUCAGAAUCCAGACUUAAAAAAAAAAAAAAAAAAAAAAUAUUAAAAAAUGUAUAUAUAAAUAAAAAAAAAAUAGUGUCAUACAUACAUAUAUAUAUAUAUAUAUAUAUAUAAUUUUUUUAGUACAAUUUUGAUUUUUUUUUUUAAGUCUGAAUUCUGAGUUUAUAUCUUACAAUUCUUUUUUUCCCAGAAUUGCAGGUGUAUUUUAUUUUAUUUUAUUUUAUUUUAUUUUAUUUUAUUUUAAUGGAGGAAACAAGCUUCCGUACAAUUCUCAUUACCAAUGUGAAAAAAGUUACAUUUUCAUUCCUAUUUUGUUAAAAAUAAAUAAAUAAUAAUAAUAAAAAAAAUAAUACUAAUAAUAACAGCAGCAACAACAAAAAUAAUAAUGAUAAUAAUAAUAAUAAUAAUUAUUAUUAUUAUUAUUAUUAUUAUUAUUAUUAUUAUUAUAUAUGCUGGUGCUCAUAUACAAGUCAAAAAAGAAAAAAAAAAUUAAUUAAAUUUUAAUUUCUGUUUUAAGAUAUUAUUUGUAGUACUGCCUAAUAAAUCCUUUAAAUAAUUUAUUAUUCUUUAUCUUUACAAAAAUGAUUGCAGUAAUGAUUUGUGCCCUAUACAGGAAUGAGAAUUUGGGAGGCAGAUGUGCUUAAUUGUCAUUAGAAUAAUAUCACAGUGCAGUCUUAACUUAGUGCAAACAGAAUUUUAUCCUAAAUGUUUUUUUGUUUUGUUUUUUUUCAGUUGGUUUUAAGGAUGUUUUUGUGAGAUUCACCCAUUUAGUCGGCUUUUGCUAGGAGUACAAGCAAUGUGUGUGGAAUGCACUUAAAGACCUCAGUGACUGUAUGCAAUAGUGAGAGUGUUUUGGGUGCAAAAGCACGUCGUGUGAAGCAUUGAAGAGCACAAUCAGAAUGGUCACUGCAGGCUUUAUCCGAACGUUUCCGAAUCAGAGAGCGAGUCUGAAAAUCUGAAUGGUCCCGCACAUACUGAUUCCCAAGCUUCUGAUCAAGGCCUGUUUGCGAAAAACGCUGGUAUUGCACUUUAACCCCUCCUCCCCCUCCCUCCUUAUCUUGCACUUUGCAGGCACUGUUAGGCUUCCAUUCUCCGACCUUAAACGAGCGGCUCUGUGUUGCGAGAUCUCGGAUCGGUUUUCUUCGCGCAAAUCCACCACGCGAGAGAAACUGAUCGCAGACGGGCCACCCCGAACGCCUGCCAUGUGAUCCGUGUGAUACGUGCGAGGGAAGCCCGUCCUCCACCCCCCGAUUUAGAACGCAAAUCUAUGUCAAAUACGAAAUGGGAAUUACGUUUGAAGCCAUAACGGUCCCCUUGAAGGUGACUUAUGGAAGCAGUGUGUCUUUUUAUUCUUCUUCCUCAGUUUGUAUAAAAGAUUAUAGAUUGAAAAAAUAUAUCAUUUGCAACGUAAAUUAAUUAUGUAUUCCAAAACCCUAAUAAUUCUAACUGAGGUACUUGAAAUCAUGAAAGAAAAUUGCCAUAAAAUUAUUAGCAUACAGGUCACAAAUGGUAAAAAAGGAUAAAUUAUUACAAAUAUAUUUAUCUAAUGAGAAAAAAAAGAAUAAGCUCAAAAGUUGCAUACGUUUAUUUUAUACUAAUACUUGUAAAUGUGAUCUUAAUCUCAUAGUUGCUUAAGAAAUCUAGGGUUGGUUUGUGGUGGUUUUAGGCAAAAGGUGCUAGUAGCCAAUCUACCUUAAGGAAUGUUGCGCAUGAAAUUGUGAAGCAGUUCGUCUGCCUUGCCAUCGAGUCCCACGUUUCUGACAUGAAAUGCUGUAGCAGAUCUCAUUUUAACUAUCCUGCAUUAGAAAAAUGGCAAAUAAAAGUCUUCUGUGGCUUCAGUCAGACUGAAUUCCCCCCUAUUACACUGUAAAAAUGGUUGGCUUUUAAAAGAUUGAUGGUGAAUCUUACAAAAACUGUUAAGAACGUGUGUCUUAUUUCAUCCCAAGUUCAAAAAAUGACAAAAAUGUCAAUGCAAAAAGCAAAAAGAAAAGAAAAAAAUUAAGCCUUUUUUAGGGUUCCUAAUUUUUAUCAUUUUUAUGAAAAUUAAGCACAUUUCACCUCCCAGUUCUAUUGAAGAAAAAGAUAAAUAAAUAGGCAAUUGCUUUUUUCACAGUUAUGAGAAAAAAUGUCAGAAUUAUGAGAUAUAAACUUGCAAUUGCAAGAAAAAAGUCAGAAUUGUGAAAUAAAAACUCACAAAUACCUUUUUUUUUAAUUAAAGAAAAAUUUAGAGUUUAUAUCUUACAUUUCUGACUUUUUUCCCAGAAUUGAGUGUCUAUUUCUUGUUUAUUUUAUUUUAGUAAUAUUUAUGUCACAGUAGUUCUGACUUUUCACUGUUAUGAGAAAAAAGGUCAGAAUUAUAAGAUAUAAACUUGCAAUUGCUUGUUCAUUUUAUUUUAUUUUAUUUUAUUGUAAUUCAUUAUAGUAAUAUUUAUGUCACAAUUCUGAUUUUUUUUCACGGUUAUGAGAAAAAAAAAGUCAGAAUUAUGAGAUAUAAACUUGCAAUUGCAAGAAAAAAGACAGAAUUAUGAAAUAAAAACUCACAAAUACCCUUUUUUUAAUUUAAAAAAUUGCAAUUGUGAGGAAAAAAUGAAAAAUUUUAAGUUUAUAUCUUACAGUUCUGACUUUUUUUCCCCAGAAUUGAGUGUCUAUUUUUUGUUUAUUUUAUUUUAUUUUAUUUUAGUAAUAUUUGUCACAAUUCUUACUUUUUUCACACUUAUGAGAAAAAAAUGUCAGAAUUAUAAGAUAUAAACCUGCAAUUGCUUGUUCAUUUUAUUUUAUUGUAUUUUAUUUUUAUUUUUAUUGUAUUUCAUUAUAGUAAUAUUUAUGUCACAGUUCUGACUUUUUUCAAGGUUAUGAGAAAAAAAAAAGUCAGAAUUGUGAAAUAAAAUCUUUUAAUUAAAAAAAAUGCAAUUGUGAGAAAAAAAGGUAAAAAUUCUGAGUUUAUAUCUUACAAUUCUGACUUUUUCCCCAGAAUUGGGAAUUUUUAUUUUUUAUUUUAAUUUAUUGUAGUAGUAUUUAUGUCACAAUUUUCCCCAGAAUUGAGUCAAUUUUCUGUGUUUUUUUUUUUUUUUUUUUUUUUUUUUUUUUUUUUUACUAUUUAUGUCACAACUCUGACAUGUUUUCACAGUUAUGAUAAAAAUAUCAGACAUAUGAGAUACGAACUUGGCAACUUGCAACUGGAAAAAGUCAGAAUUGUGAAAUAAAAACAAAUAGCUUUUUUUUAAUUAGAAAAAAAAAUGCAGUUGUGAGAAAAAAGUCAGAAUUCAAAGUUUAUAACUUACACUUCUGACUUAUUUUCCAAAAUUGAGUCUAUUUCUUGUUUAUUUUAUUUUAUUUUUUUAUUUUAUUUUGUUUUAUUUCAACUCUUUGGUGGCAACAAGCUUACAAUUCUUAUUCCUGUUUUGUAAAAAAAAAAUACACACACAUACAUACAUACAUACACACACUCACACACACACACACACAUAUAUAUAUAUAUAUAUAUAUAUAUAGCAUAAAGUAAUUUUUAUAAUGCAGUAAAAUAAUGUAGUCAUGCAUAAGCAUCAUUUUCUUUAAGCAAAAUAUUUUUUUAAUUUGGAUUUAUAAUAUUCUCCACAUUUCUUACAUCGUAUUUCAUCCUCCACCCCCUCCCAAAAAUAUGUAGCAAAUUAUAUAUAGUAAAAAAUAUAUAGUAUAGUUUUAAAAAAGCAAUUAAAAACUUUACACUUUUUUACACUGUCAUUUGAUUUUGCAGUAAAAUGCAACAUUAGCAUGUUCUUCACAGGUUUGUGAGAUUCACCCUUCAAAGAUUCACAUCGUUUUGCGUGAACAUUAGUAGAGGACAAGGCAACAUACAUAUCAGUCACGUUGCCAGGUUAAAUGUGAGAUAGCAGCUCAGUGUUGCUCCAUGACAUUUCUGACUACGUUGUGUUUAUUCUGUCCCUGAGCUGGUGUAAUGUCGCCGUCUCGGGUCCACGAAACCGACUACUUUAAUGUAGACAAGCAAUGUGCUUUGAGUUCGGCCCAGUAGAAUGUAUCUUUCUCAAUGGAAGUGUAGUUGUCACACGAUAUUGCUCGAUUCGCCAUCUCAUCACACGAAAGGUGGCGCGUAGUUUCCGCUAGGAAUAUUGUGCGUGGCUUCGAUUACCCGUCUUCCUAGAUUCUGUGGCGUACACAUAUGCAGACGUUGUACGAUCAUGACACUGCAACAGAUUUAUUUCGAAAUUACAGCAAUAGCUUGCAGUCGAAAGCACUACUGCAACGUUAAAUAUGAUUUCCAAAGCUUGGUGCGAACUGUAUUCGCUUUCUUUUGCUUCUUCGCUUCUUUCUUUGUGACAUAGUUGCUUUAAACUAUUUGAAUAUGAUCUUGCGCUUUUCUAUACAGGUCAAAGUACAUGUUGAAAAUGUCCUUUUGUCCAAAACGCUAUACACAGUGCGUGUGUAUGUGUGAGCGCGCGUGCGUGCGUGCGUGUGAGCAUGAAUGCGUGUAGGUGUGUGUUUCUGUAUUUAGUGCACUUGUAAUCCCAUGAAAUAGGCUUGAAUAUGGAGUGUCGGUAGAGAUUUUGGUGAAUUUGAUUGUGUGCUGUGGAAUUUUGUACUAAAGGGGGUCUGUAGAAAGUGGAGCCCCCUACCAGUUUUUAAAAGUCAUUCUUUUCAUUACUUCAACUUUUUGUGUGAAAUGAGGAUUUCUCAAGUUAGAAUUUGACCCGUCGGAGUUCUGACGGAGAACAUCCUCAGAGACGUUUACAGAUAAAAGUCAUUGUGUCUGAUUUGAAAGGAGUCCGAGCGGGGCCGUCCUGUCCCGUGUUACGUCGCGACGGCCCUGGUCUGAGGUACAAAAGGUUGAUCCAAAAACGUAGAUUUUAUUCAGAUGCUCUAGAAAGUGUUAAAUCUAUUCAUACUUAUCAAAUAAUGACAGUAAUGGACAAAAUGAUCUUUUAUUCCUUUAAAGUUUUUACCUAGGUUGGCAAGAGUUCUGAAUCUAAACUAUUAUUCUCUCUCUUUUUCCCCUGGUGUAUUAACUGUGCAUUAAUACCCCUCAAAUAAUUAAUAAAAUGUUGACAAAGAUUUGA